CCCUAUCUUAUUAUGAAUGGCCAAUCCUGCUAACGUACGCCAAAAUGACCCCAGACCCAAACCCUUAAUAUUAGGCCUUGACCCUCCCACUCCGUCAAAUGACCAACCACUCAACCCCCUAAUACUAGGCCCUGGAACUCCCAAGUCACCAGUCUCAAAGGACGACCAAGCACCAAACUCUUCUUUGCCAAUCGUUUGUGAAGACCAGCUAACCAACCAACCACACCCACAACCGCAACCGCCCACACCCACCGUUCUCUCACCGUCUGUAAGCGGUGGAACAUCGGGAAGACACCCGUACUAUCGAGGAAUCCGGUGGAGAAGCGGGAAAUGGGUAUCUGAAAUACGUGAACCACGUAAAACAACGCGUAUAUGGCUUGGUACGUACCCGCAACCAGAAAUGGCGGCAGCCGCCUAUGAUGUGGCGGCUUUAGCACUAAAAGGGGCCGACGCCACCCUUAACUUCCCGGAUUUCGUUCUUUCGUAUCCCAUUCCGGCGUCUUCAUCGGCAAGUGAUAUAAGGGCUGCAGCCGCAAGUGCAGCUGCCCUUAGAGCUCCAAGGCCCGAAGCUGGUGGACCAAGUGGGCCCGAAAAGGAGGAACCGGGGCAGCCAGAGGAGGUGGUGUUGAAUACUGAAACAUCGGGCCAGGAAUUUAUGGACGAGGAGGCACUGUUUGACAUGCCGAAUUUGCUGGUGGACAUGGCAGAGGGUAUGCUUGUAAGCCCGCCGAGGAUGAAGUCACAGUCCUACGAUGAUUCGCCGGAGAAUUCUGAUGGAGAAAGUCUCUGGACCUAUUCUUGAAGAAGGUCCCUCCAUCAUAAAUUGAUAGAUGGUAAAAAUAGAAGUAAUAGUGCCAUAGCUUCAUUAUUCAGUCUUUCUAGGUUACGUCAAUCAUGUCGGAAUGGACCUUCCCAGUCCCCCCCGCCUUCCCCUCCUUUUCUUUUUUAUUUUUUAUUUUUUCAGUUUGCCGGGUUUGAAUUAUGAAGCUUGUUUUCUUUUUCUGUCUUUCCUUUCAAUAUUUUAGAGCUGAUUGGGUUGCUUAGAUUUCAAGUUACCAAGUUAUAUGAAAGGUAGUGAGUUUUGCUAUAAGGUUGCUAGUUCUACGAAUGCUGAAUGAAGUAAUUUUUCCGAA
Messenger RNA from Ilex paraguariensis (yerba mate), 1133 nucleotides. NCBI's taxonomy places the organism in Eukaryota, Viridiplantae, Streptophyta, Magnoliopsida, Aquifoliales, Aquifoliaceae. The record is from the annotation of a GenBank genome assembly.